GACCGUGGGAACCGGGGGGUAUAACGCCGACAAUUCCACAGUGCGUGAGGCGGGGAUAGCGAGCACUCGGAAUGCAGAGGGAUGAAGUGGAUAUCGAGUCCUCCAGCUCGUCAGACGGAGGUCCCGGGGAGGAAGUUCGGGAACAGCUGGAAAGUCUGUGCGGGGAGCUGAACCUGGAGCAAGAAACUGCAGAGAACACCCUGAGAAACUUCACCAAGACAUGGAGCACUUACAGCCUGGAGGGAGAAAUAAAACAUUGGUUGGCGUGUGCCUUGUACGCCGAGUGCCGAAGAUGCGUGAUCCCGACCGUUGGAAGAGGCACCAUGGAGGGGAAUGGUGUGUCGCUAACCCGCAUCCUGCGCUCCGCCAAGCUAAGUCUGAUUCAGUUUUUUAAUAAAAUGAAGAAGUGGAUGGACAUGUCAAACCUUCCUCAAGAGUUUCGAGAUCGAGUGGAGAGGUUGGAGAGGAAUUUUGAGGUUUCUACUGUAAUUUUCAAGAAAUUUGAGCCAAUAUUUACAGACAUAUUCCAGAAUCCACGUGAAGAUCCUCCACGGCUGCCUAGAAGCAGAAAGCAAAGAAGACUACAGUGUAGCGUUAAAGAUCUCUUCAACUUUUGCUGGACCUUGUUUGUAUAUGCCAAGGGUAAUUUCAGCAGGAUUGGAGAUGAUUUGGUUAAUUCUUAUCACCUGCUUUUGUGCUGUCUGGAUCUUGUUUAUAACCACGCUCUGCAGUGCCCCAAUAAGGAAGAUCUUCUGAACCCAUCGUUUGCGGAAAAUAUGCUGUCUGCGCAUGCUGAUGACGCUGCUGAUCCUCCUUGCAUAAUUGACGUACUAUGUGACCUGCACGAUGGACUUAAAGUGGAAGCCAAAGGGAUCAAGGAACAUUACUUCAAGCCUUAUAUUGCAAAACUUUAUGAUCGAAGGAUUCUAAAAGGAGACUGCCUGUUGGAUACGUCCACUUUCACAGACAACAACAAAGCCUUGAAUAAAGAAUAUGAGGAAUAUGUUCUGACGGUGGGAGAUUUCGAUGAGCGUGUUUUUCUGGGAGUUGAUGCAGACGAAGAGAUUGGAACCCCCAGGAAAUUUAUCUCUGAGGUUACCGUGGCAAGCGGGACUCCGCGGAAACAGGUGGAGUCCAACCUGCAGCAAUAUUUUGAAAAGAAGAGGUCAUUUGCGCCGUCCACUCCCUUGACUGGUAGAAGAUACCUGAAGGAGAAGGAAGCUAUGAUCACUCCGGUUUCAUCAGCGACACAAUGUGUGAGCAGACUGCAAAGCAUGGUGGCUGGGCUGAGAAAUGGUCCAGGUGAACAGCUAAUCAGUGUGUUCAGGUCAUGUGCUCGCAAUCCCACUGAUAAUAUACUAAAUAUUGUCCGAGAGAUCGGACAAUGCUUCUGCUAUCACUACACGCAAUCAACAGAAGAGCAGUCAGGGUCCCAUAUUGAUUUUGCCAUCAAUAGAUGGAAGCUGGCUGAGAUUCUUUAUUAUAAAGUAUUAGAGACCAUAGUGGUCCAGGAAUCACGAAGACUUCAAGGGAAGGAUAUGACGGCUUUACUGGAGCAAGACAUAUUCCACCGAUCCCUGAUAACCUGCUGUCUGGAAAUAGUACUUUUUGCGUACAGCUCUCCUCGUAUCUUCCCAUGGACCAUUGAGGUUCUAAAGCUGAGCCCUUUCUACUUCUAUAAGGUGAUAGAAGUAUUUAUUCGCUCUGAAGAUGGCUUGUCUCGUGAUAUGGUCAAACACCUAAACAGCAUUGAAGAGCAGAUCUUGGAGAGUCGUGCCUGGACCAGUGACUCGGUUCUCUGGGAGUUGGUUGAAGCUGCGGAGAAUGUGCCGACGUGUGAAGAAGUUAUAAUUCCCAGUAACUUUGAAUCUGGUAAUGAACCCGGUUUAGGCCACUUGCCGAUGAUGCCAGCUUCACCAAUCAUUCACCCCCGUUUGAAAGAAGUUCGGACAGACCUGGGAGGCGCCAGCAAGCGAGAUUUGCAGCCAUUGUCUCCACUGUCUGUUCACGACCGAUACAGUUCUCCCGCGGCUGGAAGUGCGAAGAGGAGGCUCUUUGGUGAUGACUGUCUGAGAGAAUCGCCAGUGACCACACCAGACAUCACCAGGAUACGAAUCGCUCUGAACCCCACCUCGGCUGAUCGGCUGUGCCUGUCGCCAGAUAAACCCAUUGUGCCCAUAGGGCAGAGACUGGCUCUAAAUGUUAGGACCUCUCCACCGUCACAAAGUGAGAAUGGUGUUCAGGUCCCCCUCACUGCGCAGGCUCUGAUCAGCCCGUCCUACAAGCAUCAGCUGGGUCGAGCGCUGGAAGCGUGUCCCACGUCAGCUGGAAAGCCCAAGAAAACCGGCUCUCUGGCGCUGUUCUUCAGGAAGGUGUACCACUUAGCGAGCGUUCGUCUGCGAGACUUAUGCCUGAAGCUGGAUGUUUCUAAUGAUUUAAGACGGAAGACCUGGACACUCUUUGAAUACUCGCUGGUCCAUUGCACAGACUUGAUGAAAGACCGACACAUAGACCAGCUUCUUCUCUGUGCUGUGUAUAUCAUGGGAAAGAGUGAUGGCAGUGUGACUGAGGAGGAUGCCCUCAGAAGCUUUAAGUGCCAAGUUCAGCUCAGAAAUUACAUAGAAGACAAUGAAAUAGAAUUGGUCACAAAAGAGGAGAGGCUGUUCCAUGACAUAAUGAAAUGUUACAGAAACCAGCCGCAGGCAAACAGUCACGUUUACCGGAAUGUAUUAUUAAAGACAAUACCACAAUCUGCUGUGGUUGAAACCGAUGCAAACGAGGAUGUGGAGAUGGCAGACUGUGAAUCCAGAGACUCCCACCCUACCCCCACCAACUCCUUAGGGACAGACGGCCGCGUGGAAAGGGGAGACCUCAUUACAUUCUAUAACAAUGUCUUUGUAGAACGAGUGAAGUUAUUUGCAUUAAAAUAUGCAGUCAGUGCACAGGAGAAUCUGAUGGAGGCUCCCCCUCUCUCCCCAUUCCCCAGCAUUAAACAUCAAGCAGUCUCUCCUCGUCGGGUCUCCCAGCAGCACUCCAUUUAUGUCUCCCCACAUAAGAACAUGAACUGUCUCACCCCUCGCAGUGCUUUGCUGUAUAAGUUUAAUGGGAGCCCUUCAAAGAGCUUGAAAGACAUCAACAUUAUGAUUAAACAAGAACAGAGGAGCCGGAAAAGAGCAAUAACCAUAGACAGUGACUCGGAAUCCCCUGCAAAGCGUCCUUGCCAGGAUAACGAUGGCCCUCUGCUAAAACGCCUUCAGGAUGUCGUGAGCGAGAGAGCAAACCAUUAGCGCUGAAGCUGCUUAUGUACAAGCCCCAGUGUAUAGUGCCGGUUUCGUGUACCACCUACCUCGC
This is a messenger RNA of Spea bombifrons (plains spadefoot toad), 3351 nucleotides long. It is a transcript of the gene RBL1, whose product is annotated as RB transcriptional corepressor like 1. Gene Ontology annotation, molecular function: RNA polymerase II transcription regulatory region sequence-specific DNA binding. The transcript is spliced from 23 exons. Gene Ontology annotation, cellular component: transcription regulator complex; nucleus; chromatin. Gene Ontology annotation, biological process: cell differentiation; negative regulation of G1/S transition of mitotic cell cycle; regulation of transcription by RNA polymerase II. Bases 72 to 3287 code for a protein of 1071 amino acids. Lineage: Eukaryota; Metazoa; Chordata; Amphibia; Anura; Pelobatidae. The record is from RefSeq and is a predicted model, not a curated record.